This is a messenger RNA of Momordica charantia (bitter melon), 1471 nucleotides long. Its product is annotated as amino acid transporter AVT6C. The record is from RefSeq and is a predicted model, not a curated record. Gene Ontology annotation, cellular component: membrane. Gene Ontology annotation, biological process: amino acid transmembrane transport. Lineage: Eukaryota; Viridiplantae; Streptophyta; Magnoliopsida; Cucurbitales; Cucurbitaceae. Gene Ontology annotation, molecular function: L-amino acid transmembrane transporter activity.
UACGACGCGCAUGGGAAGAUUGUUGCGUCGUCUUCUCUUCAGUCUUCAGCGUCUGUCUUCUCUGAGUCGAAACUUUUCCCACCGCCGGGAUGUCGCCGGCGACGGAGCACGUGCCUCUAUUACCGGCGAAGAAUCAGGCUGCGAGAACGGCGUCGGUCUCCGGCGCGGUGUUUAAUGUGUCGACGAGCAUUAUCGGCGCCGGAAUCAUGUCGAUUCCGUUCACUCUCAAGGUGCUCGGCAUAAUCCCGGCCGUCGUUCUGAUCCUGCUCGUGGCUUUCAUGACCGACAUCUCGGUGGAGCUUUUGCUCAGAUUCACUCAUUCCGGCGAGUCGACGACCUACGCCGGCGUGAUGAACGAGUCGUUCGGCCGGAUUGGUUCGGUUGCUACGCAAGUUUGUGUCAUGAUUACCAAUCUUGGCUGCUUGAUCAUGUACCUGAUCAUAAUCGGUGACGUAUUCUCCGGCAACAAGGGAGGAGAAGAAGUGCAUUUAGGAGUGCUGCAACAAUGGUUUGGGAUUCAAUGGUGGAAUUCGCGAGAGUUCUCAAUUUUUUUCACCGUCGUCUUCGUUCUGCUUCCUCUGGUUCUUUUCCGACGCGUCGAUUCUCUGAGAUUCAGUUCGUUUGUAUCGGUUGUUCUGGCCGUCGUUUUCGUUGGAAUAAGCUCCGUAUUGGCGAUAAUGGCGAUCGUUCAAGGCAAAACGAAGAGCACGAGAUUGGUACCGGAGGUCGAUGAUAAAACCUCCUUCUUCGAACUCUUCACUGCCGUUCCAGUUCUUGUCACUGCCUUCACUUUUCAUUUCAAUGUUCAUCCAAUAAGUUCUGAACUUCAGAAGUCAUCGGACAUGAUCACGGCGGUUCGAGUUUCGCUCGUUCUUUGCGCCGUUAUCUACUGCGCGAUUGGCGCUUUCGGGUACCUGUUAUUUGGGGACUCAAUAAUGUCAGACAUUCUAACCAACUUUGAUGAGAGUUCUGAUUCAACAACAGGAACUUUGUUGAAUGAUGUGGUGAGAUUAAGCUAUGCACUUCAUCUUAUGCUGGUUUACCCUCUGCUCAACUUCUCACUAAGGUUCAAUAUAAAUGAGUACCUGUUCCCAAAGAAGCCUCCUUUGGCCACAGAUUCAACAAGGUUUUUGGCCAUAACAAUGGCUUUGCUCUUCUUCACCUACUUGGCUGCAAUAGUGUUCCCAAACAUAUGGUCUAUUUUUCAGUUCAUGGGCUCAACUUCAGCUGCCUGCCUCGCCUUCAUCUUCCCCGGCGCUGUCGCUCUCAGGGAUGUGAAUGGAAUAUCAACAAAAAGGGACAAGGUGGUUGCUUCAGUAAUGGUAACUCUGGCAGUGGCAACCAGCAUUAUUGCCAUUGCUACAAACAUAAACAAGGCAUUGAGCAAUUCUUAAGUUCAGAAGCGGAUUCGAAAUUUCAACACCUUUACAGAGGUAAGUAAUUAAUGUCUUAACCAAUUGAAUUAUGUUUA